Messenger RNA from Symbiodinium sp. CCMP2456, 828 nucleotides. NCBI's taxonomy places the organism in Eukaryota, Dinophyceae, Suessiales, Symbiodiniaceae. The record is from the annotation of a GenBank genome assembly.
AUGGACAUGGACCAGACUCGCAAAGAAGCUUUCCGGGAGGCCACAGCCAGAUAUCAUCGGCGGACCUGCAUUAGGUUCGUGGAAGUUGAGCCCAACUUUACCGGAGUGCGCCUUCGAGUUGCAAAUGACGACCCCUCGAUUUGUUGGGCAACUUUGGGGUAUCAUAAUACAACUUCGGGGUAUUUUAAAGGCGGCCGUUUCAACCUCGGUUCCUGCAUGAACCUGAACCACAUGGGCGAAAUUCUCCAUAACCUUGGCCAUGUUCUUGGCAUGCUGGACGAGCAACAGAGACCCGACGCAACCCGGGCUUAUUACGGUCACGGACCUCACCUUCAAGUCUUUUGGGACAACAUCCCCAGCAGAUGGAUGCGUUCGUUCACUGCAAACGAGGGGGCCUACACCGGAUCUAGAUACGAUGGUACCCGGGAUCCCUGGUUUGGUCAUGCACCCUAUGACUUCGACAGUAUCAUGCACUUCCCUCCGACGCUCUACGGAUCUCACCUCUACGAGACAAUUCCUUCCGCGAAGAUGCGGAACGUGGGCCAGCGGAACUUUUUGUCAGAAGGCGACGUUCUCCAGCUGCUGGAUUCUUAUAGGUGCAGGCGGCGCACUACCACCACCACCACCACCACCACCACCACCACCGCCACCACCACAGGCACCACCACCACCACCACCACCACCAGCAUGUCAUUCGGAGCAGGUGGAUGCAUCCAGAAUCCGGAUUGUGCAGUGAACCCGUGGUGCAACGAUCCGAGCUACCAAUCCUGGUGUCCCAUUCAUCAAUCCCCUUGCCCGGAGCCCUGGUGCGUUGGCAGCCAGCGGUGA